AUGUCUCCGCAGGCCGUGAUGGGCGCUGCACAACCGCCCGCCGCGCAAGGCGAAGGCCCGCCCGGAGCGAACUUGUUCAUCUACCACCUGCCGCCGCACUUUGGAGACUCGGACCUCUACUCUCACUUCGCGCCUUAUGGGCAGCUGGUGAGCGCGAAGGUGUUUAUCGACAAGGCCACAGGCCAAAGCAAAUGCUUUGGCUUUGUGAGCUACUCCAUGCCCGCAGCCGCAGAAAUGGCCAUUCAGCAGAUGAACGGCUUCCAGGUGGCCGGCAAGCGUCUACGAGUGCAACACAAGCGAUCUCGCGCCCAGCCCUACUGA
Messenger RNA from Acanthamoeba castellanii str. Neff, 321 nucleotides. RefSeq names its product CUGbinding protein LYLQ isoform, putative. Lineage: Eukaryota; Discosea; Longamoebia; Acanthamoebidae. The transcript is spliced from 3 exons. The coding region runs from base 1 to 321 and encodes 106 amino acids. The record is from RefSeq and is a predicted model, not a curated record. Gene Ontology annotation, molecular function: mRNA binding.